AUGAAUAAACGAACACUUUCAGAUGAUAGGAACACGAGGGAGAAAAAUAAAAGCGGAGUUAAAAGAUAUCUUAUGAGUAGUGAUGACAUUUAUGAUAAUCCUAAGAUAUAUCAUGAAAAAAAUAAUGGGGGUUCUAAAAUAAAUAUGAGUACCUUUCUUGAAAUAAAUGAAGAUGGGAUGCUAUAUGAUAAUCAUAAUAACAAUAUAAUGAAUGGUCAUAAUAAUGAUAUGUGUGAUUUAAAUAAUGGUAAUAAUAAUAUUUUUAAUAGUUUAAAUAAAAUUGAUAAUAAUAAUAAUAAUAAUAAUAUAAAGGAUAAUGAACUUAAUAAAAUAAAUAACGAAAACAACAACAACAACAAUAAUAAUAAUAAUAAUAAUAUUAAUAGUAAUAAUAAUAAUACUUCUUUAUCGACAAAAUAUUAUUCAAAUGAUUGUAAAAAAAGGAAAGGUAGUAGAUAUACAUCAUCCCUACCCUUUUUAAAAAAAGAAAAAAAUAGCGGUAAUACAGUUUUAAUUUUAAAAAACGUACCAGAGAAAGUAGAUGAAGAAGAUAUCAUAUCUUUUAUGCGACCAUUUUUAAGAAAUAAGAAUCCAGAAAUUAUAUUCGAUGGACAAGAUAUUAUAGUUAAAUUAUAUGAUGAUGAAUUAAUUGAAAGUAUAUAUACAUAUUUUAAUCAACACCCAACACAAAUCAAAGGUUCUUUUGUUAAGGUUAAAAUAUCUAAGGACAAUGAUGAUAAUAAGGAAAGCAAGAAUGAACACAACAACAUAAUGAACAAUAAUAAUAAUAGUAAUAGUAAUAAUAAUUAUAGUUGUAAUAAUAAUGAUGAUUAUUCUCUUUAUAAUAACCAUCCUACAGAUACAUCAGACAAAAGAUAUAGCAAAUCCAAUAAAGCAGAAUGCUCUAAAGUUAUUUUAGUAUCUGUUAUUAAUUUACAUUAUCCUGUUGAUAUAGAAUUAAUUUAUUAUUUAUUUAGUAAAUGUGGAACAGUAGAAAAAAUAAUUACCUUUUCAAGAAAUCCAGUUUUAUAUCAAGCACUUAUACAAUUUGAUAAUAUAGAAACAGCAAAGGAAGCUAUAAAAACAUUACAUAAUAGAAAUAUAUAUGAUGGAUGUAAUACAAUAAAUAUCCAAUAUUCAUUUCUAAAAGAAUUAGUUAUCAAAGGUAAUAAUUCAAGCUCAUGGGAUUAUACUCUAUCUAGUGAAAAAAAAACAAAAAAUUACCCAGAAAUUCAAAAUUCUCACGGAGUUCUUCCAACACCCACACGAAAAAGUAUAGAUUCUGAAUUAUAUCAAUUAAUGGAGAAGAAAUUCAAAUUAGUUGACUUUGAAAAAAUGAAUCCGUCCAAAACGCCAGUCUUAAUAUGUUAUAAUAUACCAAAAGAAUAUACAGAUGUUAAUAAGUUAUUUAAUCUCUUUAGCAUUUACGGAUUUGUUACGCGAAUAAAAAUUUUAAGAGAAAAACCAGAUGCUGCUCUUAUACAAUAUUCAAAUUACAUAUUUUCUUCAUUAGCUCAAGAAUAUUUACAACGUGCUAGAAUUAGUAAUCAAAACAUAGAAGUGAACUUUUCUAAAAUACACGAUAUAAGAGUUUCUCAAAGACAACAAAAUCAUGAAUCCCACAAUACUAAAAUAUUUAGUAAUUAUGACCAACGAUAUGUGUUAUCAGAUCAGGGAAAAUAUAUCAAAGCCGCAUGCAGACCGACAAAAUGUUUAUUUAUAUCAAAUCUUAAUGAAGAUGUCAAUGAAGAUUGUGUAAUGAAUUUAUUUAACAAAUAUGGAAAUAUAAACAAAUUUCAAUUUCUUCCUGUCAAGGAAGGGAAAAGACACCUCUCUAUUAUUGUAGAAAUGAAUACGGAGGAUAUGGCAACAAAGGCAUUAAUGGAUCUACAUAAUUUUUAUCUAAAAGAUAGAUAUAUAAAAGUAUCCUAUACAAAAUCCAGAUUAAUGUAA
Molecule: messenger RNA, 1953 nt
Organism: Plasmodium gaboni
Lineage: Eukaryota; Apicomplexa; Aconoidasida; Haemosporida; Plasmodiidae
Product: putative polypyrimidine tract binding protein
Exons: 5
Coding region: 1-1953 (650 amino acids)
Biological process (GO): regulation of RNA splicing
Cellular component (GO): nucleus
Molecular function (GO): mRNA binding
Source: RefSeq, a predicted model, not a curated record